CCCAGUUUAUAUUUGACAAGCAUUCACUGGAGGCUCUCUCGGUUCGUUCGAAGCCGCCGCUGUCGCUCCUUCCUCGCCUGCCGAAGAGAUCUUGAUCGAGAGGGAUGGAGGGGGAAGAAGGAUCCGAAUCGAAGCAGCACCAUCUUUCCGCCGGAACGUUAGAUCCGGUCUCCCAGAAGAAGCACGCCGCGAUGCUCGACCGCCUGGCCACCCUCCACCAGUCCCGCCUGCAGCAGUCGGCCGCACGAAGCGCCGCAGCCGCCGCCGCCUCGCCCGCCUUCGAGUCCGUGUCCGCCUUCCUCGACCGCUUCGCCGAAUCCAGGCGCUCCAUAGAGACCGACCUCCAGGGCUGCCGCGCCCUCGCCGCCGACCCGGCGUCGGCGGCCCGCCUGAAGCCCGAGCUGGAGAAGUUGGCUGCCUCCAUCGCCGACCUGGACCGGCUUGUCGCCGAGAACUCCUACUUCUUGCCGUCGUACGAGGUCCGAUCCUCCCUAAGGGCGAUCUCCGCUCUUAAAGAGUCACUGGAGGCGGCAAACUCCGAGCUUUUGCCCAGGAAAAAGUUCUCUUUCAGAAACAAGGCUUCCAAGAAGGAUCCAACCUUUUUGGUCAAAGAAGUCGAAGAGGCGAAGGUCUCUGCGCCGGGAAAGCCGGAUCUUGCGGUCGUCCGGGAGACACCAGGAUUCCGGAACAAGGAGGGCUCGAUCUUGAUCAAGCAUUUUAGGGUUUCCGAAGAGGGGGAGGGCGAUUUCACUCUCGCCGACCUCAAUUCUUGCGAGAUCUACCUUCGAGGUCGGCUUCGGGCUCUCUUCAUUCACCGGCUUACCAAUUGCCGGGUCUUUGCUGGUGCUGUUCUGGGAUCGAUCCUCAUCGAAGAGGUGAACGAUUGCUUGCUCAUGCUGGCGUCGCACCAGAUCAGAAUCCACCAUGCCAGAGCGACCGAUUUCUAUCUCCGGGUCCGAAGUCGACCCAUCAUCGAGGACAGCAGCGGAGUGAGAUUUGCACCGUAUCGGCUGUUCUACGAAGGGAUCGAGGAGGAGCUGAGAGACUCCGGACUGGAGGAGGAAACGGGGAAUUGGGCCAAUGUGGAUGACUUCAAGUGGUUAAGAGCGGUGCAGUCUCCGAACUGGUCUGUGAUACCGGAGGAAGAACGUGUGCAAACCAUGAAUGCAUCAGAUGCCACCGAGGAGCCGUGUGAAGAUAAGCAGUAGUAGUUCAGCAGCGCAGCUUAGAAGAAGCAUUGUUAAUCUGCUUUUUACACUGAAGAAUUUGUUUGUCUUGAAGCUUUGUUGAAUUCAUUUGCGAGGCAGCCAAUUGAGAGGUGAAGGAAAGGAGGAUCUAUCUUCCUUUGUUUUGUUUGCUAUUAUGAUGAAUUAUAUGCAUUCAAAGUUGCAUCA
Musa acuminata AAA Group (dessert banana) is the source of this 1394-nucleotide messenger RNA. Its product is annotated as tubulin-folding cofactor C. Gene Ontology annotation, molecular function: tubulin binding. Gene Ontology annotation, biological process: tubulin complex assembly; post-chaperonin tubulin folding pathway. The coding region runs from base 105 to 1208 and encodes 367 amino acids. NCBI's taxonomy places the organism in Eukaryota, Viridiplantae, Streptophyta, Magnoliopsida, Zingiberales, Musaceae. The record is from RefSeq and is a predicted model, not a curated record. The transcript has a single exon. Gene Ontology annotation, cellular component: cytoplasm.